Adineta steineri is the source of this 882-nucleotide messenger RNA. NCBI's taxonomy places the organism in Eukaryota, Metazoa, Rotifera, Eurotatoria, Adinetida, Adinetidae. The record is from the annotation of a GenBank genome assembly.
AUGUCAUCAUUAUCGAUAGCACAAACAAUUCUUUCUAUCGCUCAAGAUUGUACCAUCUAUAUUAGUUUUAUUAUUUUAAUUGGUGGUCUACUUGGAAAUACUUGCAUUAUUAUAACUAUCUCACGUCUUAAAUUUCUUCGAAAAAAUUCUUCUAGUUUUUAUCUUAUUUCAGAAUCGAUCGCAAAUUCUAUCAUAUUAGUCAUACCUUAUAGUUUUCGUAUUGGCAUCAAUGGAUUUAAUUAUGAUCCAUCGCAAACAUCAAUUGUAUGGUGUAAAUUAAGACAAACAUUUGGUCAAAUGUGUAUACUUAUUUCCAUGAGUCUUGUAUGUUUUGCUGCUAUUGAUCAAUAUUUAUCAACUAAUCAUCGUCCAUAUCUACGUCUAAUGAGUUCACUUAAACUAGCUCAAUAUUUAACAGCAUGUGCAAUAUUUAUCUGGAUUCUACAUAGUAUUCCGUUUAUUGUUUUUCUAGAGAUUCAACAAUCCAAUGGUUGUAAUAUAUAUAAUAAUGUACUUAUAAAUUAUAUUACAUAUAUUUAUUAUCCAAUUCUUUGUGGCAUGUUACCUAUCAUAAUAUCGUCAUUAUUUAGUUUGUUAGCAUUUACAAAUGUUCGUCAAAUCCUUCGACGUCAAAUGCCAGUUUUUCGACGUAGACUUGAUAGACAAAUGACUUCAAUGAUUUUAAUUCGUGUCAUUUUUCUGAUUAUAUUUACACUUCCAAAUACUAUUCAACGAAUUUAUGCUUUAAUUAUGCCUGCAGAUCCAAAUGACUUAAUCGGAGCCGCUUUAGAACAAUUGUGUUGGAAACCAAACCGUAAAAGAACAGCAUGUGUCUAUCCAGCAGCUGCAGGUUCAUGUGUCUUAAGUAAUGAACUGAACUAA